AUGCCUUUAAUCGCAGGGAAAGUCCUGGCGACCGUCCUGGCGACCGUCCUGGCGACCGUCCUGGCGACCGUCCUGGCGACCGUCCUGGCGACCGUCCUGGCGACCGUCCUGGCGACCGUCCUGGCGACCGUCCUGGCAACCGUCCUGGCAACCGUCCUGGCAACCGUCCUGGCAACCGUCCUGGCAACCGUCCUGGCAACCGUCCUGGCAACCGUCCUGGCAACCGUCCUGGCAACCGUCCUGGCAACCGUCCUGGCAACCGUCCUGGCAACCGUCCUGGCAACCGUCCUGGCAACCGUCCUGGCAACCGUCCUGGCAACCGUCCUGGCAACCGUCCUGGCAACCGUCCUGGCAACCGUCCUGGCAACCGUCCUGGCAACCGUCCUGGCAACCGUCCUGGCAACCGUCCUGGCAACCGUCCUGGCAACCGUCCUAGCAACCGUCCUAGCAACCCAACCGUCCUAG
Messenger RNA from Knipowitschia caucasica, 465 nucleotides. Lineage: Eukaryota; Metazoa; Chordata; Actinopteri; Gobiiformes; Gobiidae. The record is from the annotation of a GenBank genome assembly.